Messenger RNA from Protobothrops mucrosquamatus (brown spotted pit viper), 4380 nucleotides. RefSeq names its product unc-51 like kinase 4 (gene ULK4). Lineage: Eukaryota; Metazoa; Chordata; Lepidosauria; Squamata; Viperidae. Bases 52 to 3867 code for a protein of 1271 amino acids. Gene Ontology annotation, molecular function: ATP binding; protein kinase activity. The transcript has 36 exons. Gene Ontology annotation, biological process: protein phosphorylation. The record is from RefSeq and is a predicted model, not a curated record.
UUCUAACAGAAUCUCUGUUUCCAAACUGAUGUAUGCCAUAUAGUUUUCAUUAUGGAGAACUUUAUUUUAUAUGAAGAGAUUGGAAGAGGGAACAAGACUGUUGUUUAUAAAGGCAGAAGAAAAGGAACUAUUAAUUUUGUGGCCAUAUUGUGUACUGAUAAAUGUAAAAGAGCUGAAAUCACAAACUGGGUACGUCUAACUCAUGAAAUUAGACAUAAGAACAUAGUAACAUUUUAUGAAUGGUAUGAGACAAGCAACCAUCUCUGGCUUGUGGUGGAAUUGUGCACAGGUGGAUCAUUAGAAAUGUUAAUUGCUCAAGAUGAACAUCUACCUGAGAAUGUCAUCAGAGAAUUUGGUAUUGAUUUGGUUACUGGACUGCAUCAUAUACAUGAGCUUGGAAUUAUUUUCUGUGAUCUCACACCUAGGAAGAUUCUCUUGGAAGGACCUGGCACUUUGAAAUUCAGUAAUUUUUGCUUGGCUAGAGCAGAAGGUGAAAAUCUAGAAGAUUUUUUUGGUUUGAUUGGCACAGAAGAGGCAGGAGAUAAUAGUUCUGGAAGCACAAAAGAAAAUUUGAAAAAUAAAAUCAGAGGUUCAUUGCUAUACACUGCACCAGAAGUGAUUAAAGGAGCUGAUUUUUCUGUAGCCAGUGAUCUUUGGUGUUUGGGCUGCCUAUUGUAUGAAAUGUUUUCAGGAAGACCUCCUUUCAAUUCAGAAAACAUUGUUGAAUUAACAGAACACAUUUUACAUGAAGAUCCUGCCCCACCUAAACAGAAAGAAUCAGCACUUCUAAAACCCUCUUCAAACUUCCUUAAUCUGCUUGACUCUUUAUUUGAAAAGGAUCCUCAGAAAAGAUCAACUUGGACACAACUAUUAAAGCAUCCUUUUUGGCAAGAUGCCUUUAUCCAAACUUCCACUGAAUCUGUUUCCAGCCAAGAUACAAAUUGCAGUAAUGAAAAUGCCAAGAUCCCUGAAUCUGGGAAUUCUGAGAAAUGUUCUGAAAAUAAAAAAAUAUCAGAAUUUAUGUUCCCAGGAAUUGAGAACACCCUUUUUAAUAAAUCUUUCAAACUAGAAAGUCCAGAAGAAUUGCGUCCUAAAAGUGCUGUUGAUGGUGAAUCAAAUGAGUCCAUAUUUCUUCUCAGUUCUCAACCCAUCCCUAGAAUUAGCACUAUGGUUCUAUCUUCAAAUUCAGCACAGAGAACUUAUGAAACUCCUACAGCAAAGGUAAAAAGUGUACACUGCAGUCAGCAAUCUAUGGAAUCCAAAAUGAAAGAGCUGAUCUAUGCAGAAUCUGAUCUUUCUGUGACUCCUAUUAUUGACAAUCCAAAGAUAGUAAAACAAACACCAUUGAAAUUUGACACAAAAAGUUUACAUAUACCACCGUAUACAGCUGAGAAACUGAUAAUUCUGGAACAAACAGAAUGGAAUGACUUUAUGCAACAAGUGCUUCAUUUGAUCAGUUCCCCAGAGAAAACUACAGGAACCACCAGAAUUAAACUGAAUUUAUUGUGCUAUCUCUGCAGUGUUCUUAGCUAUAAUGGAGUAGCAACAAGAUUAAUUGAUACCCAGCUGUUCCCUGUACUGAUUCAACAAUUGCGGAUAGCUCCAAAUUGGGAUGUACGUGCUAGAUCAGCUCGAGCAAUUGGCUUACUGGCAUUGCAUACAUCUGAACUUAAAGAAAAUGUUCCAAUCCUUGAGGCAGUCACUGUCUUAACAGAACUGAUAAGAGAAAACUUCAGAAAUGGCAAACUAAAACAGUGUCUUUUACCUACUCUUGGAGAAUUGCUUUAUCUUGUGGCUAAGCAGGAUGGAAAAAAAGAGCAACAUGGAGAGUGCUGGGUUGUUCCUUCAGUUACUUAUACUAUGCUAAUACGAUGCCUUCGGGAAGGAGAAGAAUGUGUUAUAAAUCAUAUAGCAGCAAAAAUUGUUGAAAAUGUAUGUUCUACUAUCUCUCCUCAUGCUCAAGGAUUUAUUACUGGAGAAAUUGGACUAGUAUUGUGGUAUCUUUUUAUGCAUUCCACCAUAGAUUCUUUGAGAAUAACUGCUAUUUCAGCAUUGUGUAAAAUUACGCGGCACUCACCUAGUAUUUUCCAGAAUGUUAUUGAGAAGGUGGGAUUAAUAGCUGUGAUACAUUCACUUGCAACGGGAAUUUGCAGAGUUCAACAGUACAUGCUGACAAUGUUUUCUGCUUUGUUAUCAUGUGGUAUCCAUUUGCAGAGGCUGACUCAAGAAAAGGACCUUGUAUCUACAGUUAUUCGACUACUUGAAAGUCCUUCUACUGUAAUUAGAGCAAAAGCUUUUUUGGUGUUACUGCAAAUUUUAACUAAUAAUAAAGAGAUGCUACUCCUGAGUUGCCAAGCAAGAUUGGUGAUGUAUAUAGAAAGGGACAGCCAAAAAGCUACACCAGGAAAAGAGCAACAAAGCAGCAACGAAUACUUGUCAGGAUGCCUGGAUCUUCUCAUCUUUCACAUUGUGCAAGAGCUGCCAUUACUGCUAGGGGAAAUUCUUGCUGCUUUAGCCAAUGUAUCAGGACGCAAACAUCCAUCAACAGUUCAGGCCAAACAACUGAAAGGAUGUCUUCCAAUGAUGCCUGUGGUACUUCAUCUUGUGACAUCUCAGAUAUUUCGCCCUCAAGUUGUAACUGAAGAGUUUCUUUGCAGCUAUGGAACUUUGUUGAAUUUUAUCAAAUUGAUAGAUUCAGGUGAAACUAACUUGGAUGGAGCAAUAGGCCAAACAGCUUCGGAAGAACUGGUUAAGACUGUUUUAUUAAUAUUUGAAGCAAUAAUUCAACAUCCAGCAUUGCUGAUACUUUACUAUUCAACAAUUAUGGAUUAUGUCCUGCCACCUUUAAUUUAUUUGGUCUUCAGUCAAAAUGUGGAAUGGAGACUUUUCAGCUUGCGGUUGCUCACAGAAACUACUUCGCUUCUUCUAAGCCACAAGGUCGUCACUGAAGAGAAAGAGAAUCUUAACUCAAACAACAAACUUCUAUGCCUCAUUAGGAACUCAUUGUUGCCUCAAUUUGAACUGAUUUUAAUGGAACCUGACCCAUUGCCAGCUUAUGCACUGAAGCUGCUGAUUUCGAUUACAGAAUACAACCCUGCUUUUAUAGGGUUAGUUGAAGAAAUCCACCUUGUUCCAACAAUUUUUCAAGUUAUCCUGGAGCAUCAGGGUGCACUGUUGGGAAAUACAGUACAGAGUGCAGUUGCAGUCAUAAAUUAUUUGAUAUCGUAUAAAAAUGUGAACAUGGCAUUACUUUAUGAACAAGGACUAGUUCAUCAUAUAUGUAAUCUCCUAAUGGAAACGGCAGCUACGUGCUUGGAUGUUGAUGAUAAAAACAACAUGAAGACAACCAAUACUUUUAUUGUUUCCUUGCUCAAUAUAAUGCAUCGUAUGUUGACAUAUACAGCUAACAUUGUUCGCUUAACACUGCAGGCACAGAAAUCUGGCACUGGAGGGGACACUGAAACUGCUGAAGAUCUUCUCCUUAUCAAUAAAUCUCUGACUGACUUGUUUGGUUUGCUUAUUCAGUUGCUUCCUAGUCAGGAAAAUGACAUCUAUGAGAAUGCAUCACAGUGCUUGUCAUUGCUAGUUCAACUCUAUGGUGGGGAUGCUAUGGACAGCAUGUCACCUGAAGACAUGGAUAGUUUGGCUGAAGUACUGCAGUGCAAAAAGGAAGUAAAAGAUCAAAAGCUUUUAUUGAGAAUCAUUAAAAGAUUGGUAACUUCAAAUGAGAAACAUUGUGAAAGCCUGAGGAAUGAUGGGGGAAUUCUUGUGCAAAUGCUAGAGAAGUUGGCCCAGGCAUCCAGCAUCCAUCCUGAUAAAGCUAUUGCUUCCUUGGCUUCUGAAAUCCUCAGGAAAAUUGAUUAUUAGCAGCAUGCAUUCUGUUGUGCAUCUAUAUUUCUUUUGGAUUUUAAAUAAAAUUUAUUUUGUUUCAUUUAUUUCUCAUCUACAUUUUGAAGAUAAGGUGGUAGUGCUAACUGGAAUUAUGUAACAUAGCCCACAUGCUGCCUUUCAUGUGUAUGAUUUGGAUUUGUUAUUCUAACUCCUUGGAAGGAACAAGAAACAAAGAUAAAGUCAAGAAAUUCCAGUAACAGACGGCUGGAUUCUCCCUAGUCUAAUAGGAAAUUGUCACAAUGCAUCAUGCAGACAACAGUCUAUCUUUCUCUGCAAUAUUUACUGUUAGCUGAAUGCAUCCUGUAUUUAAAUCUUAGAAUCAAUAUUUAAGAUUUGAAACAUAAAUCAUUACAAUUUCAGUAACAUCAUGCUGAACAGUUGGGCACAAGUUAACUUUUUAAAUGAUGUUUAGGCUCAAUGUUAGACUUUUUUCUCAUGCAAGGCCUUUUGAUUUCAAUUUGAUUUAAAUUAAGUAUUGGAGGUGUACCU